UGAGGCUGACGCGCGUCGUUUUUCGGCGGCGUGGCGCAGCGCUUCUCCCGGUGGCGCGGCGGCUUCGGAGGGUCGGCCGCCGGGCACAGUUUCCUAAAAGACAGAAAAAUGGAGGAAUUGGUAAACCAAAUGCAGCCGCUGAAUGAGAAGCAGAUAGCCAAUUCUGAAGACGGCUAUGUGUGGCAAGUCACUGAUAUGAAUCGGCUGCAGCGGUUCUUGUGUUUUGGUUCUGAAGGUGGGACUUACUCUAUCAAAGAACAGAAGUUGGGCCUUGAGAAUGCUGAAGCUUUAAUUAGAUUGAUUGAAGAUGGCAGAGGAUGUGAAGUGAUACAGGAAAUAAAGUCGUUUAGUCAAGAAGGCAGAACUGCAAAGCAGGAGCCUAUGCUCUUUGCCCUCGCCAUUUGUUCCCAGUGUUCCGACAUAAGCACAAAACAAGCUGCUUUCAAAGCUGUUUCUGAAGUUUGUCGCAUUCCUACACAUCUCUUUACUUUUAUACAAUUUAAGAAAGAUCUAAAGGAAAGCAUGAAAUGUGGCAUGUGGGGUCGCGCCCUCCGGAAGGCCGUAGCAGACUGGUACAAUGAAAAAGGUGGCAUGGCCCUUGCCCUGGCCGUCACAAAAUAUAAACAAAGAAAUGGCUGGUCUCACAAAGAUCUGUUAAGAUUGUCGCAUCUUAAACCUUCCAGUGAAGGACUUGCUAUUGUUACCAAAUAUAUUACAAAGGGCUGGAAAGAGGUCCAUGAAAUGUAUAAAGAAAAAGCACUUUCUGUGGAGACUGAGAAAUUAUUAAAGUAUCUGGAGGCUGUAGAGAAAGUGAAGCACACAAAAGAUGAACUGGAAGUCAUUCAUCUGAUAGAAGAGCACAGACUGGUUAGGGAGCAUCUCCUAACAAAUCACUUGAAGUCUAAGGAGGUAUGGAAGGCUUUGUUACAAGAAAUGCCUCUUACAGCAUUACUAAGGAAUCUUGGAAAGAUGACUGCUAAUUCAGUGCUUGAACCAGGAAACUCAGAAGUGUCUUUAGUAUGUGAAAAGCUGUGUAAUGAAAAACUGUUAAAAAAGGCUCGUAUACAUCCAUUUCAUGUUUUAAUGGCAUUAGAAACUUACAAAACAGGUCAUGGGCUCAGAGGAAAACUGAAGUGGCGCCCUGAUGAAGAAAUUUUGCAAGCUUUGGAUGCCGCUUUUUACAAAACAUUUAAGACAGUUGAGCCAGCUGGAAAGCGUUUCUUACUGGCAAUUGAUGUCAGUGCUUCUAUGAACCAAAGAGUUUUGGGUAGUGUACUCAACGCUAGCACAGUAGCCGCAGCAAUGUGCAUGGUUGUCACACGAACAGAAAAAGAUUCUCAUAUAGUUGCUUUUUCAGAUGAAAUGGUACCAUGUCCAGUGACUACAGAUAUGACCUUACAACAGGUUUUAAUGGCUAUGAGCCAGAUCCCAGCAGGUGGAACUGAUUGCUCUCUUCCAAUGAUCUGGGCUCAAAACACAAAUACAGCUGCCGAUGUCUUCAUAGUAUUCACUGAUAAUGAGACCUUUGCUGGACAUGUCCAUCCUGCCAUUGCUCUGAGGGAGUAUCGAAAGAAUAUGGAUAUUCCAGCUAAGUUGAUUGUCUGUGGAAUGACAUCAAAUGGUUUUACCAUUGCAGACCCAGAUGAUAGAGGCAUGUUGGAUAUGUGUGGCUUUGAUACUGGAGCUCUGGAUGUGAUUCGAAGUUUCACAUUAGAUAUGAUUUAAUCAUAAGCACCAGCACAGUCUAAGAGGUCCAUUGCCAUCAGUGAUCUCGCUAAUACACCGCUACUUCCCAGCUAAUCUUAAUCCAAUGAAAGACAGUAGGAUGAUGGUAUAGUAUGUGCAUAAUGGAAGGUUUACCUUACCAAAAAAAAGGAAGGAACAAUAAGAUGAGCCCAAAGUUCUUUCUGUCUACUAAACUAGCUCUUGGGAAAUAGCUUCAGAAUACACUGUAGCCCCCUCUAUCUAAUAGAGAACUUCUUGUUGAGAGACUGUAAAAUAGUCAAACAGUUUUGUUUGGGUGAAUAAUCACAUUUGUACUUAAAAGAAGAGAGAGCCAAAAGUGUAAGUAGUUCCAUAUCAUGUCACUUAUUUGAGAAAUGCCUAAAGUUUUCUUAAAUGUUUUCAUAGGUAAAGGACAACUUUGAUAAUGUCCAAAUAUUCUGAAAUGCACUGGACCAUGUAACUGUGAUGGAAUAUGAAACUCAUUUGUAAACUUUUAUACCAAGGGGGUUAAAAAAACAAACAAACAAAAAAAAGACAUUUGAUUAUGAAUGAGUUUUACAAAUUCCUUUAACAGUUUUCUACAGUCACAUAAAUAACAGCUUUCUCAGUUAGUGAAAAAGAUAUUUUGUUUCUGUGGUUUAAUUUACACUUGUAGAAUUGUUACCAUUAACCAGAAACAUAAGGGAAACCCCUGAGAUCUGAAGUUUGUGUCAGCUGAGGAAGUCUAUUUUGGUUUGCUUUUGUUUGUUUAUUGCUGUGAGUGAGGGGCAUGACUUGACAGUUUCCUCUGGCUUAUAACAACAUAGCCACAUGCAGGCACACUUUUCUUUUCAUUCUCUUAAAUGAAAACAUGUUUCAAGCAUUUAACUCCCCCCAUUCAUAAUCUGAAAGUAUGACAAUUAAAAUCUCAAACAUAGCCAGAUUAGCUUUUUCCUUACUUUAAAAAUAUUGUUUUAAUUACUUUUAUCUAUUUUUUUAGCCAAUUGUAAAUGGGUUUUAGAUAUUUCUAAUCGUAAACAUGUUAGUGGCCUUCUCUCUCUUUGUCCAUUAUUCAUCUGUGGCUUUGUCCAUUAUUCAUUUGUGACAAAACAUUCUUUUUUGAUAGUAUAAAAAAAAUAAUAAAGCAAGGUAGGUCUUUCAGGUUUGAAAGGCAAUUUUUGUGUGGCAUAUUAUCACUAACCAGUCUGUAAGAAAUUAAUUUUUUCUAUUUUAUUUGUGUAUAUUAAACUUCCUAUUCAUUAUAAAGUGUAUUAUUUUCUUGAGCAAGUAUCCCUUCUUUGUGGGGAGGUUUUAACCUGUUGAACUGCCAGUAUAUUUGCUCAUAAUUAUAUCAUGGCUGUCUAAGAUAAUGUGCACAUAAAACUUCAGUUUUUAUGUAUUAUUCUUUAAAUGUAUUUAAAGAUUUACUGGGGAUUUAUAAAGCCCUUCUCAAUAUUAUAUGAAAAGUCAAACUAGUAAAUGUAAAUUAUACUUUCACGUGCUUGGGGGUUAGAGGUUUUAUGUUUUGGGGGGCAGGGGGACUCAUGUAAUGUUAGAAUUUGUAUAUUUUCUUCUGUUUCAUGAGAAAUUUGGGCUCUGGGAGUAACAAGACAAUGUUCCUUUCAAACUUAUUUGAUAAAUUAAUGCUGGCCUUGUCUGAUAUGUAGCUCUUCCUUCAAGGCCACUAGUAGCCAUUUGUAAAUAUUAUGAUUUACCUGAUUUUUUUGUCAGCAAAGAGUAGCACCACUACCUGCCCCCCCCAAAAAAAUACAUGGCUUCUGAUAUCUGUUUUUUGUCCUCUGUCAGGCAUUGGAUUUGACAUGUUAGCUACUUUUGAUACAUUAAAAUAUUACGUUCAGAUUGAAUUUAAAGUUUAAAGAACCUAACAGAAUUUUGUAAUAGUACUUGAAUUCUUUAAGUAAACCCAAAAUCUUUUUUUUUUUUUUUUUUUUUUUUGUGGUACGCGGGCCUCUCACUGUUGUGGCCUCUCCCGUUGCGGAGCACAGGCUCCGGACGCGCAGGCUCAGCGGCCAUGGCUCACAGGCCCAGCCGCUCCGUGGCAUGUGGGAUCCUCCCGGACCGGGGCACGAACUCGCGUCCCCUGCAUCGGCAGGCGUACUCUCAACCAUUGCGCCACCAGGGAAGCCCCAAAAUCUUCUUAAAUUAAAAAUUAUAACAUGAUCUAACUUUUUAUUCCUAAUAGAAAUGUUAAGUGGAAUAUAGUAUAAACGUUUAUUUCCUUCAGUUAAACACUGUUUCUAUAUUGUUUUUAGACAGAUAUGUUCAGGAACUAAUAUUAAAUCCAUCAAAGAAGUAAGAUUAGAUGUGACUUUUUUGAAGUCACAUAGGUAAGUCUAUUAAAUGGUAAGAUUUGAGAAAGAAAAAACUAAAAGCCACCACUGAAGGUAGCUUUAUUUUCAAAUCAUGGAGCUUUAGAGCUGGAAGAAACCUUAGAAAUAUAAAAGGUAAUUGUUUGAGUUAGGUUAGGGAUCCAUGGUCUGAGAGAGUGUGACUUUGGAGCCCUAGAUCUAGUAGAUCUAGAAACCUUGGUCUCUUCAUUCCCAUUCCAGUGUUCCUUUCCCGACAAAAUGGGAAGACAUUGACUUACAAGAGUAGGUGAUAAAAUAGAAUUAUUCAAGACUUUUAUCUUUUUAGGUAUUAGGAAAUAAUGUAUAUACAUGAUUGCUUUAGGAGUAGAAAAACAGAACUUGUGAACAUGUAUACUUCUGUAGUUCAUAGUAACCCUCAAGCACAAUUAAUGUCUUAAUAACCUGUAUUGCUAUAUAACAUAGUCAUAUAGAAAGAAUAAAAAAACUUUACCUCAUUAUGAAUAAAAUGUACUCAAGUGAUAAAGAAGUUUUAUUUUCUGAAUUACUUCUAGCAUUACUGCUGAUUAGGAAAAUGUUGCUUCUAAAAAACAAUCCUAAGAAAAGCAAACUUUAUUUCCUAGAAAAUAUGUAAAUAUUUUCAGGAUACAGUUGUAAUUAGUAAAACAAAAACUAAUCUUAUGAUCCUACCCUAUCCCUGUUAGUUGAAAUUUCUUGGAAAUUCCACUUAUUAACACUUACGUAUUAUUUAGUUUAGUCAUCAUUUUAGGAAAUAUUGGUGAGGAAGACACUAGUGAAUGGGAUUUAGUGUUAUACCCUUCUGGAACCUCUUUUGCUUUAUCUAACUUACUGUGUGACUGUAGACGACCAAUUUAACCUAUGUGAUUCAAUUUUGCUAUCUUUAAAAAGUAACAUAUCUGAUGCUUGGAUCAUAGAAGAAUCAAUGAUUUUAUAUCUGUAUAAAACUUGAAACUGGGAAGAAGGCUUGCAAAGAAAUUUGAACUUUUUUAAAAAAAUUAACACUUUUAAUAGGAUAUAUGUUUUGAAAGAUAAAAUGUUUUAGAAAAACAGCUCAGUAGGCUCAAUAAUUUUUUUAAACACUCCUGUUCUGAAUGGGGAAAUGUGGAAGAAAAAUUUUAACAGUAAAGGUAAUGACUAAAGAAAUCACCAUUCUCUGAUAAGAGAAAGAAGGAAUAUAUUCCAUUACAUAGAUCAAGAAAAACUAACUCAUACUCUAAAUGAGAAGAUGGUCUUACAAACAUUUGCUUAAUCUUUUAAAAUAACAGGUAAAUCUACAAACAAUAGAUUAUCAGUUAAUCAGCAUUUUUUUCUGCAAAACAAUUUAAAAUUAUUUUGGAAAUUUAAGAUAGAAUUUCUGAAUAAAUUUGAGGAUCUGACAAGUAAGAAACAUCUUUAGAAGCACAGUAAAGCUACAUCUAAACAGUGAUUAAAGGGAAAUGGUUGUGAUCACUUAUUGGACUUAUUUCAGUUUGACCUAAAGAUGAUAUACCCACAGAUCUCUCGAUGAGUCCCUUACAGUUAGUAAUCACAAAUGAAAAAUUCUAGUCUUGUAUACCACAGACUUGGGUGAUUCGUUAAGGCUAUAUCCCCUCUAGAGAAAUGUCAGAUAGCAUCAAUGUAAAUAUGCACAAGGGAGAAUUAGAAAAAAGAUAAGUUAAACUAUUUCAUUAGUUGUAUUUGCUGUAUGCAUUUAAUUUAGUAUAUAUCCCAGUUACUUGCUCCCUAGUCCCUUAUUUGUUGGAAGAUUCCUUCUAUACCUUUUUUUUUUUCUUUUAAAAUUCCUUUCUUCUGACAUUUUGGUCUUCUGUUUGUUUUUCUAGUCCUGCUGUACCUGGUACCUGAGUAAUAAAAUAAAUGACAGGAAAGUCACCCGUAUUUAGGUUUGGGAUACAUCUUGCAGAUUGCUUUUUGUUCCGUAUAGAUUUAAGGUCAUAUUGUUCUCAAAUUAAUAAUGGGCAGGUCUCCUGGAACAAUAAUUGAAUUGAUAAAUUCUCUCCCCAAAUCAAGUUAUAUUGUAUACCUUUUAUAUUAGAUAUUUGCAGAAAUGUUUGCAGUUAUUCAGCCUUUGUUUGCAAUUCUAGAUGUACCUAGCUCUUAGAAAAAGCACUCUUUGAAAAAUAAUUAAGUGAAUACUCUUUCAGAAAAUAGCAUGUCUCAGUGCUCAUAUCUCCAUAAUUAUAAAGACUACCCACAAAAUCUUUGUCUACCAAAUACUUCACAGAGCUUAUAUAUACAUGGCUUGUAGCAUAAAAGGUCUUGUAAAUGACAUGUAUCCACAUUCAACAUUUUUUUAAUUGGUGAGUAUUUUAUUUGCUUUUGAAAAAUUAUGAAGUUAAUUUAAAAAUUAAUCCUAUGGUAAUAUUUUUCAGGUAGAAAACUAAUAAUGUAGUUUAGCUUACUGUCUGAAUAGAAUUAUAAUAAAUGACACAUUUUCCUAAACCCUGAAAAUACCAAAUUAUAUAGGAAAUUGGUAGAAAGAAACAUAAACUGAGGAGUUAUGUUGCAAAAUUCAGUUACUAAAAUUAAGGUGAUUAUUUUCAAUGAGAAUUUUGUAAAUACAAUGAAAAGAUAUAAAAGAUGUUUCUGAGCCUAAGGAGAUUUUUCCCUUUGCUUCUAUUUAAUUUAGCACCACCAUGUGUCAUAUUAAUUUUAUGAAUACAAGUGAUAAUAUACUUCAUUUUAAAAUAUAUUUAAAUUUCUCUGCUUUUAGAAGUUAUCAGAAUCUGUUCUUGAACAAAAGAAAUAGUAAGUUAGCUACACUUCGCUGGCUUCACUUCAUGAAUACUUGGAUUGUUAAGUGUAGUAAAUGAGGUUGAAGUCUUGCUAUAUAUCAUUACCACAUAACUGAUAGAAUAUUAUAUCAAUACAAUCAUUGUAUUGAAACUUCUGUUUAAAUUACUUAUUAGGCUUUAUUUGCAAUGUAAACUGUUUAGAAUCCAUAGAUAGCCAAAUUAAACAUAUUAUACAAUUAAUGAAUAGUAACCAAGAAAAAGUGUUUUUGCUCACUAUUAUUCUAAAAAUGGACUGCUUGCAAUUCGGUAUGAUGUGACUAGACAUAACUUGUAAUGCACUUGAGUUAUAUUUCCUUCCUUUUAUUGCCAGCUUCUGAUAAUGAAGAAAUUCUCCAAGAGAUGAGAUAUAUGAAAUCAUCUUUUUAAAAAAAAUUGAAUGGGGAAGAGGUGUUAUAAUCUAGUUCUAAACUGUCCAUUUGCUUUAUAUAAAGGCUUUGAUUUCCAUAUUUGACCACUCAAAAAUUUAAAUUAUACAGACUAAUGGCUGCAUAGAAUAAAAUUUAAGUAUGCAAGAGCCUUAAAGUGAAAAAAAUGGGCCUUCUGACUGCCUUAAAAUAUGACUAGCUCUCCAACACAGGCAUACGUACUUUGCAUAGGGUCUGUUCAUUAAGUAAUGCCUUAAUAGUGUCAGUGUUUCUGAAGUAUAGAACUCGAAAGGUCUUUUAAAGCUGUCUCUUUUACAUAUAGAAUGGAAAUUUAAUUAUUAAGUUUUAAAACCUGAUUGUACAUUAGCUAUUUAAGCACCCGUUAACAGGAUAAUCUAGGGACACUGAUGUGUUAUACAUACAUGACUGUUAACAUCAGUAAUACUUUGUGGUAGUUUAAGGUUUUUUAUUGUUUUGUAUAACAAAUUAUCCAGGAAGCUGGACUCUGUAACUGAUCUCCAAGGACCAAGUUGCAUAUUUAAACACUCUGAAUGAAAAAUAUAGUUGUACAGUUCCAAAAAUGAUUAAUUUUUUAAGGGAAUUUUUCAAGACAAAAGGCAAAUAUUUUGUUUCAAGCCUACCAGCAAAUUCAUUCAAAGAAGUGAAUAUAGUUGUAAGACAUUGCGACUAUUGCAAUAAAAAGUAUCCAGGCCAGUGAUGUUUAAUUACAUUCACAUUUUUACAUUCACUUUGCCUUUCAAAGCAGGAAUAUUUUAUAAAAAUGAGAGAAAACUUUAAAUUGUCAAGCUGGUGCUUAAAAGUAUAUAAAGUUCAAUUUAUAACAAGUUCCAUUUCAAAGGAAAAGGACACUGAAAGGAGGGGCAGGGGGUUUCCUAGGUCUGUUGUUGAUCAACUCACUGAUAACUUUGUUGAGUCUUCCAAGUUUUCACUGUAAAUAACAUACCUAGCAAUGUAAUUCUGCUGUUUUCUGAUAGAAAAUGGAUGAAAUACUAAUGUAUGAAAUUUAUUUCAUGACAAAACAGUUUUCACCAAUACUGUGAAAUCUGGACUCUCCUUCCUAGCCCUGCAAAACCCCAUACUGGAUAAAUCAUUUUAGACAUGGAGUGCAAGUGGGCACAAUGUGAACUGUUUCUGGUCACUUGUAUUAUUGUAAAAAUUGAUAGAUGUACCAAAUAAACUCUAUGCACAUCAA
Molecule: messenger RNA, 8422 nt
Organism: Mesoplodon densirostris (Blainville's beaked whale)
Lineage: Eukaryota; Metazoa; Chordata; Mammalia; Artiodactyla; Ziphiidae
Gene: RO60
Product: Ro60, Y RNA binding protein
Exons: 9
Coding region: 109-1725 (538 amino acids)
Cellular component (GO): ribonucleoprotein complex
Molecular function (GO): RNA binding
Source: RefSeq, a predicted model, not a curated record